Messenger RNA from Zophobas morio, 810 nucleotides. RefSeq lists its product as uncharacterized. The transcript has 3 exons. NCBI's taxonomy places the organism in Eukaryota, Metazoa, Arthropoda, Insecta, Coleoptera, Tenebrionidae. The record is from RefSeq and is a predicted model, not a curated record. Bases 1 to 810 code for a protein of 269 amino acids.
AUGAAGUAUUCCUUGAGUCUCAAGAAACCAAAAAUUAACAUCCUCCAGGAUGUAGUGAUACAGCCGCCUUUGCCCAAACUGCGUAGACUUGCAGAUCUACCUGAGGAAGAAAUUGAAAAACUAAAAACAAAAAGUGAGGACGCCUCCACUUCCGCUGUGGAAGACUCCCAGACACCUUCCCAGCUAGAUAUAUCAGGGCUGGAGGAGCCGUGCGUCUCUAUGACGCCCUCACUGUUUGAGGGGUUAGAGGCGCACGGAAAAAGCUUGUCUUUCCUUCGUAAUGUUUACGGAGUUACGGAGGAAGACGAACAGAGGCAGAGAGAGCAGCAAGAGCAGCAGGAGCAGGAGCAGGAGCAGCAGCAACAGCAGCAGGAGGAGCAGCAACAACCGGUCCGCAAAUCACCAUCACCACCGACGUCUCAACCAACACCUGCCCCUGAUACACCUCAUCCUGCUGCACCUGAUGAUUCGGGUGAUGAAUUCGAAGACGAAGACAAUGCAUCUACAUUAUUGUAUAAUUUUAAGUGGAAGUGUAGGGCAGCGCAGGACAGACAUAAUACGCGACAAAGGGAACUAGUGCAAAAACAAAAAAAGUGCAAAAAAAACAUUAAAAAAUUAGCAAAUCAAAUUGCAACUCUCCAAAGACAGUUAGUGGAAGAACAAAGUGAAUUGCGGGGUGCAGAAAACGAAAUGAAAAAAAUGAGUGUGUGUGUGUGUGUGUGUGCUCCUGCGGAAGUAUAUAUCCAAAUCAAUGGUUUUGCCAAACAAUAUCCUGUAGCAUUUUCGCUAAAAUUUUUGGAACCACUAUAA